AUGGAUCAGAAAGUUCUUCAAUCAGAAACCCAAAACAAUCACAAACCCAACAACUCUCUCGUAUGGGAUUGUGGAAGCUCACUCUACGACUCUUUCGAGCUCAAAUCCUUCGAACGCCAACUUCACUCUGUCAUUUCUUCUAGAACCCUCUCCAUGCCUCGCUUAUCCGAUCACCACCACCUGCCACCACUUCCGCCGCCGCAACAACCACCACAACCCAUCUCCAAAAAAUCCUCAAAAUUUUCUCGGUUGUUUCACAAACUUCUUCGAUCCAUUUUCGGGCCCAAACAAGCGAAAGCAGGAUCGCAAGAUCCAUUUUUUGCUCUGUUCGACGGGUCGGGCCCACUUUCGACCAUUUCAGAAGUGCCGGAGAGUGGCAGCAGCGACAGGAUUUCGCCGGAGUUUAAGUUGGUGGCAGUGGCAGUGGUGAUAAGAAAGUCAACCCCAAUUAUGUCUGUUUUUAGAAUGUUGUUAAUUAUUAUUUAA
This is a messenger RNA of Camellia sinensis, 486 nucleotides long. RefSeq lists its product as uncharacterized. NCBI's taxonomy places the organism in Eukaryota, Viridiplantae, Streptophyta, Magnoliopsida, Ericales, Theaceae. The record is from RefSeq and is a predicted model, not a curated record.